Molecule: messenger RNA, 1218 nt
Organism: Pangasianodon hypophthalmus (striped catfish)
Lineage: Eukaryota; Metazoa; Chordata; Actinopteri; Siluriformes; Pangasiidae
Gene: selenot1b
Product: selenoprotein T, 1b
Exons: 6
Biological process (GO): cell redox homeostasis
Cellular component (GO): endoplasmic reticulum membrane
Molecular function (GO): thioredoxin-disulfide reductase (NADPH) activity
Source: RefSeq, a predicted model, not a curated record
GCGACACUAGCAGAAGAAGCAGAAGGCCGUGUGGUGCCGCUGAGGCUGAGCGUGAUGGCGGCGCGCUGCUUCUCGCUGUUGCUCCUGUGUGUGCUGUCUCUGUACCACACCGCUGCUGAUAACGGCAGUGUUAAAAAGCUGAAGAUGCAGUACACAGCCGGACCUCUGCUCAAGUUCCAGAUCUGCAUUUCCUGAGGCUACAGGCGGGUGUUUGAGGAGUACACUCGGGUUCUUAGCCAGAGGUACCCAGACAUCCGCAUAGAAGGGGAGAACUACCUCCCUCAACCUGUGUACAGACACAUCGCCUCCUUCCUCUCCAUGUUGAAGUUCGCUGUAAUCGUCCUCAUCAUCGUGGGAAAGGAUCCGUUCGCUCUGUUCGGAAUGCAGAGUCCCGGAAUCUGGGCCUGGGGGCAGGAGAAUAAGGUCUACGCUUGUAUGAUGGUGUUCUUCUUCACGAACAUGAUGGAGAACCAGUGUUUAUCUACUGGAGCGUUUGAGAUUUCACUGAACGACGUCCCCGUGUGGUCGAAGCUGGAAUCAGGGCAUCUUCCCUCCAUGCAGCAGCUUCUUCAGAUCCUGGAGAAUGAGAUGAAGCUGAAUGCACACAUGGACACACUGCCUCUACAGCGUUCCUAAUUCCACACACUCACAGUGUCAGAGCUCCACCCACUCCUGUGUAUAUGACGGGAUCUCGGCUCAGUAAAGCGGCUGUAAUGAAGGUCUGCACUGAAAGCGGCGUGCCUGCCGGUGUGGGCCGGAUGUCCUCGUCGUCUUUCCUGGUGCUUUGGGAGUCUGUGAUGUACACGUCGGGUGGCGUGUCUCCGGUUUAUUUGGAAUUCUGGGAAGUUUUAUUAGAGCAGAGCUUGCACUGAGGGGUGUGUGGUUACGGUGGUGUGUAUCUCGUCUGAUUACGUUUGUUUGAUUGAUUUUGAUUAGCUCUGAGGGCCAAACAUAGAUUUACAGACUUUUUUUUUUUUUAUAUCUAUGCAACAUUUUUGCCAAAUAAAUCACUUUAGAUCUGAUGUUAAACAAAUCAGCUGUACAUUAUUCUGUAUUUAGAUCAGUGAAAAGUUUAUCUAUAUUCAAAUAAAGUUUUAAUCUGUAACCUGUAAAUCUGCACAUUUACAUUAAAGGUUCAGCUGCAGUUAAUAUAUUUAGAUUUGUUUAAUUUUCAUAUGUAGUCAGUUGAAAUAAAAUAUAUUUCAGUUCAAAUAUAAA